Charadrius vociferus (killdeer) is the source of this 1926-nucleotide messenger RNA. RefSeq names its product mitochondrial rRNA methyltransferase 1 homolog (S. cerevisiae) (gene MRM1). Gene Ontology annotation, molecular function: RNA methyltransferase activity; RNA binding. The record is from RefSeq and is a predicted model, not a curated record. Lineage: Eukaryota; Metazoa; Chordata; Aves; Charadriiformes; Charadriidae. The transcript is spliced from 8 exons. Bases 1 to 1926 code for a protein of 641 amino acids. Gene Ontology annotation, biological process: rRNA methylation. Gene Ontology annotation, cellular component: mitochondrion.
AUGGAACAAGUGUUCAAGUGCGGUGCGUGGAGGGCCGUGGGGCUGUCACCCGCGAACUGCGGCCGUUGGUGGUGGGGAGGGAGACACCGCUCCACUCGGGAGCAGUGGCCCCCGCCCUUUGCACUGCCAGCCGCGCGUGGGGAUGAGGAAGGGCCACCCCGAGGUGGGGAUGGUGGUGGUCAGCUUCCCCCACUGGCCCUCCCGGAGGGUGCUCGGGUGGUGACUGACUCCCGUACUUCCCGUGGGGGCCUGUCCCCGCAGAGCCGGCCACGACCGUGGCACAAGUUGUACGAGAGAGGGGCUGGGCAGGCUUCACCAGCCAACAGGGAGUCAUGGAGCUCACGAGUGGGUGACUUCUCAAAGGCGAGGAAGAGCCUGGAACGAAAGCCUCUGUCCAUCGAGAGGACUAAAGGCUCAGAGAUCUUAUUUGGGAUCGCACCGUGUUCCCUGGCCCUCUCCCAGUCGAGAAGGGACCUGUUCAGGUUGUUCCUCAAGCAAAGCAGUGGCUCUCGGCGGCUUGUUAUGAGUGAGUUUGUCCUUCAGGCCAUGGCCCGGGGAGUCCCUGUGCACCACGUCAAAAGAAGAGAGCUGGAUGCUCUGUGCAGAGGUCAGGUCCACCAGGGAGUUUGUUUGGAGGCCACUCCUCUCCGUUUCAAGAGUUUGGAGGAAGCUGAAAAACCUGAUUUGGGGGAUGAAGAGAGUCCGAACCGACAGCUGAUUUGGCUGGUGUUGGAGCAGAUUCAGGAUCCCAUGAACCUGGGGGCACUGCUGCGCUCUGCGUACUUCUUGGGGGUGGACAGAGUGGUGACAAGCCAGAAGAACAGCUGCCCCUUGACUCCAACAGUGAGCAAAGCUAGUUCUGGAGCUAUGGAAGUCUUCGAUGUCUACAGCACAGAUGAUCUCCGGAGCUUUUUGAAGGCUAAAACUGCAGAAGGCUGGGAAGUCGUGGGAACAGUCAGCAAGCCUGAGGAUGUGGAAAAUGUUCCUGUCAUCAGUUGCUUGGAAUUUCAGUGGAAUAAACCCGUUAUUAUAGUAAUAGGUAGCGAAGGUGACGGACUUUCCCUGGAGACGCAGCUCUUGUGCCAUCGGAUGCUGGCCAUACCCCCUGGCAGGGUGCUUCACCCCGGGAUUGAGUCACUGAACGUCUCUGUUGCUACUGGUAUUCUCCUGCACUCCAUCUGCAGCCAAAAGCUGAGGCAUGUAUUUAAUAAGUUGAGGCAGUUCACUGGGUUUGUGUGUGCCUGGGAAAGCUGGGCGCUUUCAGACUGUGCUUACCCACGCCGGCUCACCCUCUCUGAGGAGGAGGCAGCCUCGCUCAACAAGUGCAGCACCCACGGGGCCGGCAGCGGCUGUGCCGAUCGAUCGGGGCUGGGGCCGGGGCCGUGCCUGCCCUGCCUGGUAUUGACGGAUCGAAGCGGCGAGCGGGGCCCAGGCUGGGAAGCAACGGCUGCUGGCGGGGAGGGGGAGGGGGCUGUGGUGGGGGCGUCCCCAGGGCUCGCGCUCCUACUGGACCGAGCAUCACCCGAGCAUCCUCCCGGCACGGGGAACGCGGCUGCCCCACCUCGCCGCAGGGUCGGGCUGGGGACGAUGCUGCAGAGAGAAUAUUUGUUAAUAUUGAACUAUGGACAGGUGCGAGGGAAGGUGCAUACCCCUUGUGCCCUCACCCUUCCCCUUCCUUCCCACCCGAGCCCCCAGCAGCUCCCGGGCGGUGGGUCGGCCGCGGGGGACGGGCACCCCAUGGUGCUGGGAUGCCUCUGCCUGCCCGAGUCCCCGGGAUUGCCCCGGAUGGGAUCUCCGCUCCAGCGGCUUGUUCCCUUCGAACAUCCAAAUCCCAUCGGUGACAGUCGCAGAGGGGAUGAGGAGGGCGUGCUGCCUUCCUCCGCUGGCCGGGGAUGCUGCGGUGGCACCGUGGCCAAACAGAUGUGA